AUGAACGGAUUAACAACAGGCAAUCUUCUUCGUAACGGAGAUUUUAGCCAACUAGAAUUUGAUGGACAACCGAGCAUUUGGAACAUUACUGGUGGACAGGAUAAUACUUCCGUUACGAUCUUGCCUAGAAAAUAUCUAUCUCUCAAUGCAGUCGAAAUUUCAGUGUACACUACUCGAACUUUAGUUAAACUUACACAAACGAUUCAAUUAGAACAUAGUACAAACAAAAGCCUUCUCGUAAUGACUUUCUGGCAUAGAACAUGGAUAAUCUAUGGUUCUGGAAGUAUUCAAUUAGAAUUCUAUGAUAGUUCAAAUUAUAAAAUUGGAAAUGAAUAUGUGAAAUCUUUUUCUCGAAAUUUAACAUGGAGUUAUGUUCGUAUCACAAGACCUAUUCGUAGCUAUGCAAUUUCAGCUAAAAUUGUAAUUCAAAUGUAUAAUUCUAUGGGCGUCGUUUUAAUGGCCAAUAUUUCUAUUGAGCAAGUCGAUGUUUGGAAGAAUGCGACAUUCUUUGUGUCUCCACGACAAGACGGAACAAUUUUUAUUCAAUGGAAUUUAGAAAAUCAUGGAAAUACUGUUGCUAAUUAUGAUAUUUACAGAAGCAAAGGAAUAUUGUCAACGCUUGAUGAUACUCAUCUCUUAGUAACCAUUCCUACAAUGUCUUCAUAUGGAAAAAAUAUCUACGAGUCAAUGUAUACCGAUCAUUUCGUUCAUUUGGACACGAUAUAUACCUAUCAAGUAGUCGCUCGGCACUCGAAUAGAACAAUCAUCGAUCGAACGAUACUUAUCAUUGGUCAAGCAGACUUAGGAGAAGAUUAUUAUAAUAUUACGACACUCAUUGCUUUGCCAAGAAUAAAUGGUAUUCAUCUUAGUUGGAAACUUAGAUCAAAAAGUACAGCUAACAAAAUCAUUCUUUACAAUGGUAUUGAUAGUGUAUUUAAAAUUAACAAUAGUAGAGCUCAACUUGUAGGCAUCUAUCCAGUACAAGAUAUGAAAGCAAUCGUUGAAUUAUCCAAUACCGGCCCGUUUCUUCUUGUAUCUGAUGAUGGAAAUGAUAUAGCUACUGUUAAACUCGCUAAUCUAACUCGUUCACGAAUAGUCCUUACACCCACACAUCUGGAUUUUAUUCGAGAGAAAACCAAUCAAUCAGGGCAUGCACAGGAGGUUUUUAAAGCACUUAUAAAAAGUAUUUACACCUAUCAACCUGACAAUUCUUUUAAUUAUUGUUGGUCUGCACGAGAUGCAGCUCUACUAUACGCUAUCACAAGAGAUAUCAAUUAUGUUCAUAUGGCAUAUUCAGCGUUAAAUGCCAAUAGAAUAAAUUAUACAAUAUACGAUGAAUCCGCUGUCAAACUUCGAUUUAGUCUUAGUACAAUGGCUCGAGUACAAGCUUUUGAUUGGGCUUACUAUGCUUUUACCAUACAACAACGACAGGAAUUGAUAAAAGAUUUUCAAUAUGCUGCGUCUAUAUUUACAUCUUACUCAGAUGAUCAUUCACGAAAUUCAAAUGACAAAGCAAGUAAUUGGAUGGGUAUUGUAAAAUCAAGUGAAUUGAUAUUACAUCUGACUCUUUACGGUGAAGAAGGAUAUCCGAAUGAUCAGGCGGAAAGACGUAUUUUAUUUCUUCUGCAUGAAUUGAAACUACAUCUCGAACAUUCUUAUGGUCCUUCUGGUUAUAUGCAAGAAGGAUUAAGCUAUCUGGCAUAUACAUUACCUAUUCUUGGCCCAGCUGUUUAUCUAGCAAAAUCUAUGGGUAUUUCCAUUUUAGACGACGCUUGGUUUCGUCCAGAUUGGCAUAAUUUAGCGUUACACAUCAUUUCAUUGAGAAAACGCAGAAAUUCUUUGCAAUUCGGUGUAUCGGACUCAACUUACUCGUACAAUGGAUUUCUACCGUUUAUUUUCAAUUCAACAAAUGACAGAAACAUAAAGGCAGCUCUGAAAUGGUUCUAUGAUCGAACUAUGGGAAUCAAUUCAUCUUCACCAGCAUACGAUGGUAAAGAUAAAAGUGCCGCAUUAUUAUACUAUCCAUAUGAAAUAGUAGCUCAACAUCCAAGCGUUGUAUUUCCUAGAUCAACUUCAAUGAUAAAUGAUAAUGUCGAUGGAUUCUAUGGAUUUCGAAAUCGCUAUCGAGAUCAAAAUGAUGUACUUAUUGGACUGGUGAAUAGGAAUAGACGUCAUGCAGGAUGGAAUGCGAAUGAAACAUUUGCAUUGUCAAUAAUGAGUCAUGAUACCACUUGGGCUCGAAUGCCUGGAAAAGAAUUUCAACAGUACAAUGUAACUAGAAAAUUUAGCACGCCGUUGAUCGAUGGAUGGCCUAGAGAACCACCGAAAGGAACGAAACUUGGUUAUACAAAAGCAAUAAAACCAUUCAGUGAUCAAGGCGGUGGAUAUGUCUCCAUUGAUUCUAGCGUAAAUUUAAAUAUUACUCUUGCAAGCCGCGAUAUCCUUGUGGACAUGAUCACAAGAGGUAAUAUUGAUACAAUCAUAGCUAUUCAUGAUCAAUUUGUUGAUAUUUUAUCACAUUUUUGGCAUUGGCAAAUUAGUCCUGAUCCUGAUGAGACUAAUAUUACAUUAGGCAAUGAAAAUAAUCUUUCAACAUUUAUUAUAAGAGGACAAAAUGGAAGUUGGCUCAAAGGUUGGCUCAACAAUCAUCAGCAUGCCACUUACAACAACACUGAAAAUGUAUUAAGAAUUAUAAAACAAGGAUUUACUGCCAAUUUUAAGAUUGUUAUGGCUCUUGGAAUGGGUACAGAACCAGUUGCAUAUAGAAUAGCAACCGGUAUCAAUAUUGAUAAAGCUUGUAUCAAUUUCGAUGCCUUAUUUCAAGGCUUACAGUGCGUAACGACAACUGUGAUAAUUUCAACUACUGCUACUCCUGGUAUUAAGAUUCCAUCAAUUAUAAUAAUAUCCAUUACAAGUACACUAGUUGGUUUAGUUGUUCUCAUUAUAGUUACUAUCUUGAUAAGAAAAAUAAUAAAUAGAAAUAAUCGAAUUCGUCCAACGCUUGAAAUCAAACCAACUGUAAGCUGA
Messenger RNA from Rotaria socialis, 3027 nucleotides. The record is from the annotation of a GenBank genome assembly. NCBI's taxonomy places the organism in Eukaryota, Metazoa, Rotifera, Eurotatoria, Philodinida, Philodinidae.